Molecule: messenger RNA, 916 nt
Organism: Ooceraea biroi (clonal raider ant)
Lineage: Eukaryota; Metazoa; Arthropoda; Insecta; Hymenoptera; Formicidae
Gene: mRpS11
Product: mitochondrial ribosomal protein S11
Biological process (GO): translation
Cellular component (GO): ribosome
Molecular function (GO): structural constituent of ribosome
Source: RefSeq, a predicted model, not a curated record
CUUCAGCGACCAUCUCCACGUUUGUUUACGUCUGCUUGCUCUGUGCGCUCUACUCGCUCGUGCUACAGUAAUUUCCUAUGAAUUAUCGAGGUAUCGCUUGGCGAAUUCGGUUCUGAUCAAAAUGAUGAGGUCCGUUUUGCGGCUGACGAGGUUCCCCGUAUUGGCGGAGCGCACAUUGACUGACGUUGGUGCUCCGAUAUUCUCUCGGUUAGACAUAACCUCGAGGAACGUUUGCACCAGCUCGCGAUGUGACAAGGAAGUACGAACGAAGUUCGAAAAGAUGAGAGUUGGCAGGACAUCGAAAUACGACGAAAUGUUGGAGGGAGAGACAUCGUUGACUGCGACGAGCACGAAGCAGACAAAUCUGUUUCCUGACGCGGACACGCCAAACCGACUCUUCAACGGAGUACCAUAUACUCAACUGCAUAUUGUCAAUAUAAAAUCCACUCCCAAUAAUACUAUUAUGACUGUUACUGAUUCUGGCGGUCGGGUAAUAUCUUUGCAUUCAGCCGGUGUGGAAGGUUUCAAGAACGCUAAGAAGGGUACAAACAUCGCUGCCCAGCAAGCAGCUAUAACGUUUGGUAACCGUAUUCUUGAAUAUGGCGUAAAUACAGUGAGACUACGGGUACAAGGGCUUGGUGCAGGUAGAAUGUCGUCUAUAAAAGGUCUUCAAAUGACGGGGUUGAACAUUGUGUCAAUUACGGAUGAUACUAGAGUAUCCUGGCAUCCACCAAGGCCAAAAAAACAGAGAAGAGUGUGAUUAUUAAAUUGUAAAUGUAGAUGUUUAUUAAAUUGUAAACAUAUUGCAAUAACAUACGUUAAUGUAUCUUAUAAAAGCCCACGAUGCAUUAUUCUAUCUUAUAAGUUUUAAUUAAGAUAUGUAUUAUAAAAUAAAUAAUAAUUUUACUGAUUGAAA